Molecule: messenger RNA, 4815 nt
Organism: Leucoraja erinaceus (little skate)
Lineage: Eukaryota; Metazoa; Chordata; Chondrichthyes; Rajiformes; Rajidae
Product: neuropeptides capa receptor-like
Exons: 2
Coding region: 842-1705 (287 amino acids)
Biological process (GO): G protein-coupled receptor signaling pathway
Cellular component (GO): membrane
Molecular function (GO): G protein-coupled receptor activity
Source: RefSeq, a predicted model, not a curated record
AAUGUUUCAAUCUAUGAUAACUGAAAAUGUCAUUCAGUUCUCUUAAUUUUUAAGAAGGUUAUGGGCUUUUGACUGUCCAUGAUCACAGCUUUUUUUGUUAUGUCCAUAGAAAAUCAAUAGGGAACAAGAUGCUAAUUUCCGAGUAUGAAAAUGGCCAUAACUUUUUUAUUACUUGAGAUAUGAAAGUGAAUUAGGUGUCAAAUUAAACUUAUUGUUAUGCUUUAUCUGAUGGGAUAAAUUGCAGACUUGAUUUUUUAAAUCUCAAAAUUUUGUAACAUUGCUAAUACUUACCAACCGCCGGGUAAGCGCCAAUCUGAGUCACACCAAUUAAACUCAGGUUCGUGUCUGAUACAGAACAUGCGUCUGUGGUGAUCGACGCGCUUUCACGCAAAAUAAAAGGUCUGAAGAAUCGUCUCGACCCGAAACGUCGCUUUUUCCUUCUCUCCAUAGAUGCUGCAUCACCCGCUGAGUUUCUCCAGCAUUUCUGGUUACCUUCUAUUUUUCCUGUAUCUGCAGUUCUUUCUUAAAGACAAAAUGAUCAUGUCGUUGCUGUGGAUGUUUGUAUUCAACAGUGUAUUACCCAUAUCGUAUUAUUAAUCCUUAUUCGUUGAGACCCAUAACAUUGAUCUUUGUUUUCAGAAUCACACAGAUGCAAUGGUGGAUUUGCUGCUGAACUUUCGAAGUAGUGUGUGUUUGUUCACAACGCGUAACUCAUGUGGACCACGUCGUGCGCUGGUAAUAUGUUUAAUCUUUUUGCAUCGCAGUGAACCUGGUGACAAUUGUGAUCCUGUGUCGAGGAAAGUGUGGUCUCUCCAGCAGUGUGACUCGCUACCUGGUGGCCAUGGCAGCGGCGGAUCUACUGGUCAUUAUCUUUGACCUGAUAUUGAGAAUGAUUCCGAUUGCUCAUGAAAUGUAUUUUGUGAAGUUCAUCCCCCUGUGUAAUAUCCACGCCGUCGUGCUUUACGCGGUGACCGACUGUUCUGUGUGGAUCACCGUCGCCUUCACAUUUGACCGAUUUGUUGCCAUCUGUUGCCAAAAGCUGAAGCACAGAUAUUGCACCGACAAAACAGCGACUGUGGUUCUGGGCACGGUGAGUGUACUGAGCAGUGUGAAAAAUGUUUACUGGUAUUUCAUGUACUCAUCUUGGUACACAUUGGCGAAUACUCCCUGGUUUUGCUACAUGGAUGUCCGUGUUAUGUUUUCAGUUACCUGGGCAACGAUUGAGUUUCUUCAUUAUAUCCUCACCCCCUGUGUCCCGUUUGUGUUGAUUCUGCUGCUCAAUACUUUAACGAUCAGACAUAUUUUGGUGGUCAGCAGAGCCCGCAGGAGACUCCGGGAUCAGAAAAGUGCUGAUCCCGAAAUGGAGAAUCGAAGGAAAUCGAUGAUAUUGUUGUUCAUUAUUUCCGGGAAUUUCAUUUUGUUAUGGGCGGUAUUUACAUUCUAUUUAAUAUGGAAACGAAUGCGGAAUUUGAGAUAUUCCGAUUUUUUCCUUCCUUCCUUUGUAUCAGAAAUAGGAUUUAUGCUGCAAAUACUUAGUUGUUGCACAAACACGUGCAUCUAUGCAGUAACACAGAAGAAGUUUAGAGAGCAGUAUUUGACUGUGUUAAUAUAUCCGUUUACUCGACUGACAAGAUUAAUUAAACACUGCACAAGGAUAAAGGCUGAGAAAAUUACAGUCUCAAUGGUUAGAACCGUAGAUUUGUAGAGAGAUGCAGCACGCUGACAGCCUCUGCGCUCAUCGUGACCACGCCGAUCAUCAACCUGCUACCUACACUAAUAUGGUAUCAAUUGCAUUCUCCGUAUAUUCCAUAACCCCACCACCCCCGCGAUUCAAAAUUCAGCAGGAUACUCGGGGGAAUUUACAGUGUGCGCCCCAUGUCAAUAUUGAAAUAUAGAGGUGCCGGCAACUUCACAUUCACAACCACCCACGGCAUGCUGGAUUAGCGGAGGGAAUUAACAGGACAUUGAACAGUAGUAUCUAACAGCGUGAGAAAGCGCAAAUUCCGCAGCCAACUGGUAAGAUCAGGCAGAGGAGAGGACCUAGUGCAGGAGUAACUCAUCGGGUUAGGCAGCAUCGACGGAGAAUAUGUACAGGAGAUGUUUCAUGUCAAUAACCUUCUGCUGACUGAUUGUGGGUGGGCUGCAAUCAGCAAGCAAAACCAGGACAAACCAGGGCCAGUAAGACAUUAUCUCAAUCACGGUGUUUCCUUGAAAGGCCAAGGCUAGUGACUGUGUGAUCCCAAGAGGGACUCGUCGUUGUGAGCGGCGAACUGGUGAACCGACUUUAAAUGGAGGGGGGAAGUUUUACCGCUGGGUUGUAGUCAAACGAAACAUGAGGUGUUGCUGCCCCACCUGCGCGUGGCCUCACUAUGUUAAUUCAGGAGGCUCAGGACAGAAAUGCAUGUUAUGGUAUUUGGAAGGGGAGUUAAAAUGGGUCGCCACUGGAAGGUCCAUUAGCCUUGACAGAUCAAAAUUAAGAGCCCUCCAACAAAGCGGUUCCUAAUUGGAUGAUUAUAUUUAAUCUUACCGCCCAUGGUCACAAUCGGUCCAAUAUUGUUGUCAGGUGACCGUAAGUUGUGGAACGAAAAAAAACAAAUAUGAGAAAAAGAAAUUGUGGCGAUUUUGCUGGACAAGAGAGUUUGAGUGGUAAGAUUUUAUGGGGAGAUGUGAUGAUAUAUAUUUACUGACAGAGAGUCAUAGAGCAUGGAGUAAUUUACGUUUUACAAAUGUUCAGAUUAUUGAGUGAACAUUAUAUUAUUAAUUGAGGAGGCUCAAGACGGGAAUGUAUGGUGUAGUAAUGGGAAGGAGAGUUACAACGGUUAGCCACUGGAAGAUCCUGUAGGCCUUGACAGAUCGAACGUAUAUGUCAGCAUAAGGGUUGUGUGUCUAAACUUGGUCUUGGCGAGCCCACAUGUGGAACACUGGAUGCAGUAGAUGAGGUUAGUGGAGGUGCAUGUAAUCAUGUUGUGAAUUCGAACUAAUGGUCGUCUGUUGAGUAGCAGGUUCAGGAUCCAGUUGCAUAGGGGUGAGCACAGAGAUAGUUCCCUGAGCUUGUUCACAUGAGAAGGUUCGGAGUGGAUGUCGAUGUGAACUCGGAGCUGCAAAUGUUGAUCAUGAAGGAGAGAAGUGAGGUGGGGGAAAUAGUCAUAAGUGUGAACGUAUUGUAACUAAAAAGUCAAUUCGGAGAAUAUAUAACAAUAUUAAUAUGUAAACAAUUUUAUAACCAUAUAACCAUAUAACAAUUACAGCACGGAAACAGGCCAUCUCGACCCUUCUAGUCCGUGCCGAACACAUAAUCUCCCCUAGUCCCAUAUACCUGCGCUCAGACCAUAACCCUCCAUUCCCUUCCCAUCCAUAUAACUAUCCAAUUUAUUUUUAAAUGAUAAAAACGAACCUGCCUCCACCACCUUCACUGGAAGCUCAUUCCACACAGCUACCACUCUCUGAGUAAAGAAGUUCCCCCUCAUGUUACCCCUAAACUUCAGUCCCUUAAUUCUCAAGUCAUGUCCCCUUGUUUGAAUCUUCCCUACUCUCAGUGGGAAAAGCUUUUCCACGUCAACUCUGUCUAUCCCUCUCAUCAUUUUAAAAACCUCUAUCAAGUCCCCCCUUAACCUUCUGCGCUCCAAAGAAUAAAGCCCUAACUUGUUCAACCUUUCUCUGUAACUUAGUUGCUGAAACCCAGGCAACAUUCUAGUAAAUCUCCUCUGUACUCUCUCUAUUUUGUUGACAUCCUUCCUAUAAUUAGGCGACCAAAAUUGUACACCAUACUCCAGAAUUGGCCUCACCAAUGCCUUGUACAAUUUUAACAUUACAUCCCAACUUCUAUACUCAAGUAAUCUAAUAAUAUUAGGAAAUUAUUAGAUUACUAGGUCAAGUUGGCGAAACAUACGACACGCUUUGCCAGAUAAUCGGGUGAAUCAGGAAACAGAAUGUUAGAGGUUACCCCGACGGAUCUAAAACAUGAAUGAAAGACUACAAGGAAACUUUGAUCACUGAUGACAUAUUUCAAGAACAUGAAACCUUCAUAUAGCCAUUGUGUCGUGAGCUAUUAAAAAAUAUGUUGUUAAAAUGUCAGUAAACUCCAUUUUGAAUUGAAUUUGAACUACAUUUAAAGUGUUUCCCAAUAUGUACUGUUCAGUUCUUGAAUAAACUGAUACGUGUCGGAAUCGCACCUCGUGUUGACGAAGAUUUGUUAGGUGUUCUUCAGAUCUGAACAAUGAUUACAAGGGCGACAACGUCAAGCUAGAUUCAACGACAGAUCAGACACACAAUUGUGUGUAGCAUAAUAUUAAUGUGCAAGGAACGCUGCUCGGUGCGGACUGAAGGACCUGUUUCCGCGUUGCAUCUCCAAACCAUGAACUAAAAAUUACAGAAAUUAAUUGGUAUUUAAGAAUAUUAUAAUUAGCGUUCUCUAGGAAUUUGAAAAGGAAUAUUUCGGAAUUGGUGUUUCAUAGAUAUGUUUUUGUUAACAACAAUGCAUUUCCAAAUGGUGUAAUUAUUUUUGUCAAGCUCUUUGAAUGUUAAGCCCAGUCUGAAGAAGGGUUUCGGCCCGAAACGUCGCCUAUUUCCUUCGCUCCAUAGAUGCUGCUGCACCCGCUGAGUUUCUCCAGCAAUUUUGUGUAUCUUUGAAUUACUGAUUUUCAGUUUUGAGUUCUCUUGGAACAGCUUGAAUUGAUGUAUUCCCAGUGUUUGUCUUGUAAAAUUUAAAUAAACAGGAAUGAUUCCUCUCUCCAAGAAGGCAAAUGUUUAUUGUGCUUGAAAUUCAGCAUGUUUCGGAUGAGAAGCCAUAUGCAGGUUUUAUUUAUUUAUUUAUUU